Trichoplusia ni (cabbage looper) is the source of this 1951-nucleotide messenger RNA. Its product is annotated as zinc finger CCCH domain-containing protein 18-like. The transcript has 2 exons. Lineage: Eukaryota; Metazoa; Arthropoda; Insecta; Lepidoptera; Noctuidae. The record is from RefSeq and is a predicted model, not a curated record. Bases 716 to 1951 code for a protein of 411 amino acids.
ACCUGAAUACUUAAUAUUUGUAAGUUAAUAAUUUGAGAAACCAUAAGCGACAUUGUUGCUUUAGUUUGUUUACUAUUUUAAUGUUUGUGUAAAAUGUUUACUUUGUUCAACCCAAGAAAACCCCAAUUCAAUAAUAUCUUAUUGAGAGUUUCUAAAGGACACGUCUCUAUAGAAACCUCUUUUAUCAUCCCUUAUUCUCUUCCUUUAGAAAAUCUUCUUUUUAAUGUGUCUGUGAUUGGUUAAGGUCCAUAUGAAUCCUUUGUGUAGAUCUAACUAUACGGAUCUGUGACGUUACCUAAUUCAGGGACUAUCUUUUUUCCACCUUUAUCCUAAACAUGAUUUUACUGACUUUGAGUUUGUCGGGUUAUUUCAUUGUCUUCUCAGUUCAACAAUGAUAACGGACUAUUAUGACCGCACCAGUUCUGUUGUAAACAAAGAAAGCAAAAACAAUGUACUGCAAAUGGAAAUUGAAUAAUCAUGUUUUCUGUUAGAGAGGUGUUAAAAUCAAUGGCAAUGCAUAAGAGCUAUUGUGAAGGAAUUACGCAAACGUCAGCUUUCUCAUGCUAUAGGUUCACGAUUCUAUUGUUUUUGUAGCCAACACCUGUUUUCGAAAGGUUUACAAAAGGCCCUGCACCACUGCUAGGGACACAUUGACACCCCGAAUGUGAACAAAGCAGCUCCGACCGAUGGACUUGAGCACGUUACUCUCAUCGAAAUGAAGACAUUAAUACAUCGUUGGCUAUUACUUUUAGGUUUAUCGUUAACAUGGGCAAAAGAAGCUGAACUACCAUUAUGUCCUACGAAUCUUCAGUAUUUUCCCCAAAAUCUGCCCAUGCAUUGCAGAAUGCCAGGAAACUCUGACUCAAAUCAAAACCCAGGCCAAUACCCCGGAAUGCAGCAACCGUUUGGCACGAUGCCACCGUACUACCAAAGUCCACCACCAAAUAAGCAACCCAAUCCUAUUCCGAUUCCAAUACCACCUUUCCCAGGAAUGCCAGGCCAGAUGCCAAUGCCUCCAGGCAUGGGAGGUCCCAUGGGCCCGCCCAUGCCAGUGUUGCCACCCGUGGGGGGACCUAUGCCUAUGCCAAUGCCUAUGGUAGGCGGGCCCUCACAUAAGCUACCAGUAAUAGUCAUGCCAUUUUAUUCGCCAGACCAUUCAUUUAAAAGGCCGCCAACUGAAUCGCCUCAUAAAAAGGAUAAACCGAAGACAAAGAAAAAGAAGAAGAAAAAGAAAUCUCAUGAUUCCGACGACGACGAAAGCUCUGAUGACGACUCGUCUGGAGAUUCAUCUGACCGCGGACACGGACAUGGUCACGGUUCUGAUGAACACGGCUGGUGGCAAGGUCAUAAAAAGUCAGGCAAACGGAGACCAACAAGAAGGUUUAAUAGACAUCAUAAGUCCAAAAGUCACAAAUCGGACAAAAAGAAAGAUUUACUAACUCCAAUUCUGCAGUAUGUAACUAAAGACGGCUAUGUGAUAUUUGAAAAGCAGAUAUCUAACAAUGAAGCGAAGGACUGGUUAGGACCCAAAAAUGAAAUGAGAGUUGAGGAAGAGGUAAAGAAUGAAGACAAUAACGUUUUAGAAGUUGUUCAGAAAAGUGUAGAGGAAACCACCAAGACUGAGGUAAGAGAGAAAGAGAGGGAAAGGGAGAGGGAGAAGGACAGGGAGAGGGAGAAAGACAGGGAGAGGGAGAAGGACAGGGAGAGGGACAAAGAGAGGGAGAGAGGAAGGGAAAGAGAAAGGGAAAAAGAGAGGGAGAGGGACAAAGUGAGGGAGUGGGAGAAAGAGAAGGAGAUGGACGUGAUGAAAGCCGAGAGUAAAGAGAAAAGUGCCGAAGAAGAAACAGAAGAUAAAUUAACGAAUAACCAACCUGUACAAAAGGGGCACGUCAGGAAACACCGGCAAAGAAGAGUUGGUAACUUAAUAAGCCAGCCAGGACUCGAUCCCUAG